Molecule: messenger RNA, 804 nt
Organism: Acanthosepion pharaonis
Lineage: Eukaryota; Metazoa; Mollusca; Cephalopoda; Sepiida; Sepiidae
Source: the annotation of a GenBank genome assembly
AUGUAUGGCUUUCCCACCGUAAAGGAAGCCACGCCUCUUUCCUUUCUUUCUUCUUCCUUUCAUUCAUUCAUUUAUUUCCUAUUCUUUUUAAUAUAUAUAUAUUCUUUUAUCUUUUUUAAUUAUUCUACCUUUUUUCAUCUUUCGGUUUUUUCUCCCUCUGCGUUUCCUUUCUUUCUUUCUUUCUUUCUUUCUUUCUUUCUUUCUUUCUUUCUUUCUUUUCCUACUGCUCAUUGUUCUUUCUUUCUUUCCGUUCAGUCCAUUCUUCUAUUUAGUUCUUUCUUUCUUUCUUUCUUUCUUUCUUUCUUUCUUUCUUUCUUUUUUCCUACUGCUCAUUGUUCUUUCUUUCUUUCUUUCUUUCUUUCUUUCUUUCUUUCUUUCUUUCCGUUCAGUCCAUUCUUCUAUUUAGUUUUGUUUUUCAAUUCUUUCUUUCUUUCUUUCUUUCUUUCUUUCUUUCUUUCUUUCUGUCCUUUUGUUUUUCAAUUCUUUCUUUCUUUCUUUCUUUCUUUCUUUCUUUCUUUCUUUCUUUUCCCACUGCUCAUUGUUCUUUCUUUCUUUCUUUCUUUCUUUCUUUCUUUCUUUCUUUCUUUCUUUCCGUUCAGUCCAUUCUUCUAUUUAGUUUUGUUUUUCAAUUCUUUCUUUCUUUCUUUCUUUCUUUCUUUCUUUCUUUUUUCUUUUCUUUCUUUCUUUCUUUUUCCUACUGCUCUCAUUGUUCUUUCUUUCUUUCUUUCUUUCUUUCUUUCUUUCUUUCUUUCUUUCUUUCUUUCUUUCUUUCUUUCUUUCUUUCCUGCUCAUUUUUUCUCCUGA